Molecule: messenger RNA, 13065 nt
Organism: Orbilia oligospora ATCC 24927
Lineage: Eukaryota; Fungi; Ascomycota; Orbiliomycetes; Orbiliales; Orbiliaceae
Exons: 6
Coding region: 1-13065 (4354 amino acids)
Biological process (GO): microtubule-based movement
Cellular component (GO): dynein complex
Molecular function (GO): ATP hydrolysis activity; dynein intermediate chain binding; minus-end-directed microtubule motor activity
Source: RefSeq, a predicted model, not a curated record
AUGGAUACCCUCGCUCCUAGGUCGAGCGAGAGGCGAUCCCCCUCACCAGGGGCUUCUACUCCCUCGGCCUCUACCUCUAACGUCAAUCCGGUGACUCUACUUGAUCACAUUGUUCAUGUUGUCGACAUUACUUUAGGUGCCCCGAAGCGAGAGCUCGAAGGUGCCGGUAACAUGCUGAGCAGAUCCCAUUACUCCGAUACCUUACUUCGGUGCUCGAGGUUUUGCGGUGAAGGACCAACGGCAUUAUAUGUCUGCAAGGAAAUGGUGGAGUCUGCUGGAGAUACAUCGACAGAUUCUAUCGAAGGCCCCACCACCCCUCAGUACAAGUUUUCAAUCUCGUCGGAACUCUCCACAUCACCCCUUACUGUGGCAACUGUAGCUUUGAUCAAACGUCCUGCUGCUCUCGAAGCCACGAUUCCACUUGCCAACCAACUCCAGAUAACCAACCUCCCUGGAAACUCUCCCUAUGAGAUUCUACACUCCCUCAUGCACCAUGCCUUAGUGCCAUAUUUCGACGCCUAUAUCAAGGCGAAUCAGACACAGAGCGGGAAGAGCUCAACCCAGGCAGCUGGCAGAUAUGCUGACAAUGAAUCUAAAUCCGGUAUACCGGCUGCUAAGAAGAAGAUGGCCGAGCUUGAACUUGCAUUUCUCCACUUGCAGCAGAAUAUUGAAAUUCCAGAGCUCGCACUUGUCAUGCACCCGACCGUCCAGGCUGCCAUUGAGGAAGCUGCGUCGAAAGGCCAGAAGCCUUCACUUGACCUUAUCCCUUCCACCAUUGUUAAUGAUUCUAUGUUCCUCAAUCAACUCCAAUCAACCGUCAAUUCUUGGAUUAAAUCGAUUCAAACUAUUACCAAAAUGCAGAGAGACGCUGACUCGGGCAGUGCUACGCAAGAAAUCAACUUCUGGCUGAAUAUGGAAUCUGCCUUGGAGGGUAUUGAAGAACAGCUCCGAAGCGAGGGAGUUCUCUUGACCUUAGAAAUUCUAAGACACGCCAAACGCUUUCACGCCACAGUCUCCUUUAUUGCAGAUACCGGGUUGAAAGAAGCAUCGGAUACUGUCCAAAAAUACAACCAGCUGAUGCGUGAUUUCCCGUUGGACGAGCUCUUGUCCGCAACGUCGCUUAUCAAGGUCCAGGAAGCGCUUGUCAAGAUAUUUGGUCAUAUCAACAAGAAGUUAAGAAUCACCAGCUAUCCUAUUAGGAGAGCUUUACCUCUUGUCGAAGCUAUUUCAGGAGAUCUCGAUGAUCGCUUGCACGAACUUUUGUCAGGAAGGAGAUUGAUGCAUAUGGAAUACAAGGAUUUUGAUGCUCUGAUGAACGUGGCCGAUAGCAUCUUCAAUACUUGGGAUGAAAAUGUUAAAGAGUUCACCAAUACAGCUCGUGAAGUUACUCGGAAGCGAGCAGAGAAAUUCAUCCCUAUCAAAGUCACGAAAAGGCAUAGCAAGACCCAAGAGCGUCUUACAUAUGUCAGGGCUUUUAGACACGGCCACGAACAACUCCAGCGAACUAUCCAAAAUGUUCUCGGCCCUGGAAAUGAUUCUGAUGCUCGCGGUGAGCCUGGCGGCCAUGCCGCAAUCGAAGAGAUCGGUGAUGUCGAUGCUGUAGAGGAGGUUGCUUCAGCGUACGCUGUCCUCAAAGAUGUCGAUGUUCUCGAUGUCACCUUGGAAGGGACGGAUAUUUGGAUCUCGGCGGAAAAUGCGUACAACGAACGCACAUCUCGUGUCGAAAACUCGAUCAUAGCAAGAUUGAGGGAUCGACUGGCUACUGCGAAGAACGCCAACGAGAUGUUCCGCGUCUUCUCCAAGUUUAAUGCUUUGUUCGUGAGGCCAAAGAUCCGUGGGGCUAUCCAAGAGUAUCAGACCCAAUUGAUCGACAAUGUCAAAGCGGAUAUUGCAGCCUUACACGAGAGGUUCAAGCAACAGUAUGGGCACAGUGAAGCCCAUGCAAUGGCCCAAAUACACGAUCUUCCACCGAUUGCUGGGGCGAUUAUAUGGGCAAGGCAGAUAGAGCGCCAACUCAAUGCGUAUCUAAAGCGUAUCGAAGAUAUUCUAGGUAAGGGUUGGCAGGACUAUGCUGAAGGCCAAAAGCUGUUCAGCGAAAGCAACUCAUUUAAGACGAAACUCGAUACUCGCCCCAUAUAUGAGGCCUGGCUUGCGGAUGUUCAGCGACGGAACGUCUCAAUUUCCGGUCGUCUUUUCAAUAUCAACAGGAACCGUGCUCUCGGUAACCAAUUGGAAUUGCUUGUAAACUUUGAUCCUCAGGUCAUUGCUCUUUUCAAAGAAGUUCGAAAUCUCGUCAACCUCAAGUACACUGUUCCGCACGCUAUCAACAAUGUUUCGAAAGAGGCAAAACGGGUCUACCCCUAUGCAGUCUCCCUGAUGGAGUCUGUUCGCACACUGGCUCAGACCAACAAAGUCAUUCUAGAUAUGAGUGAUGUCUCUACGUUGUUGUCAGGUUACCAAAACGAAGUACAUGUACUGAUUGCAAAGGGAAUUCCGCUGAAGUGGGAAAGCUUCGUUCACAGCUAUGAUCUCCACAUGCGUAAUGUUGUAUCAUAUCUUCCAAAUGGUAACAUGGAAGGCGGUUCAUCACUCGCUGGUCGGGAGUCUCGUCAUGUCCAGUUUGUCAGGGAAAUGGCUGCGGCGGUUAACAUGCUUCAAAUAAAGACACAAACAUUGAGCACGAUCAACGACAAUAUCAGAAAGGCGCUAACGGAACUUAAGUCUUGCCCUUAUGAUACCGAAUCACUGAGAACGAGACUUGAGGUUAUCCAGACAGCCGUCGACCAGUUGAAUUUGGAAAACUUUGUUAACCUACCCCAAUGGGUUGGGGAUCUUAAUAAUCAAAUUCAGACUAUUCUCUUGGGCCGACUCGAGGAGGCAACAAAUACAUGGAUUGCUGUUUUCGACGGAACCCUUGCGGAAGAUGAGGUUGCACAGCCAAGCAAGAGGCGGCCAGAUACUGCUGACUCAGAGGGUGAAAAGAAAGACGAGAACGCCGUAAUUUAUAAGCCAGUGAUGAAGCGUUUGGUCCACGAAAUCAGCAUCAAGAACCAAGUCAUCUACUUAGACCCCCCGAUGGAGUAUGCCAGAGCACAGUGGUAUAAGCAACUACAUCGGUGGCUUGGCAUUGCUUGCAACCUGCACAAGGUUAAGGCUUCGAGAUACGAAAUGACAGUCCAUAUUACUGAACGUGAGGUUGAGGAUAACUUUGCUGAGCUUCCUAGCCACUUCCCCGACAUGCUUUCAAAGGCAUACAAUGCCGUCGAGAAGAAAAUCACGGAAGUUAGCACUUACGUUGAUAAAUGGCUUCAAUUCCAGAGUCUUUGGGAUCUUCAAGCCGAACAAGUAUACGAUGUCCUUGGCACCAACCUUUCGAAAUGGCUGCAUUUGCUCCAGGAAAUCCGCAAAACUCGAUCGACUUUCGACACAUCGGAUGUCAGCCAGGUGUUUGGUCAUAUCACAAUCGAUUAUGAACAAGUCCAAACCCGUGUCAAUGCCAAAUACGACUCGUGGCAGCACGAGAUUCUUAUGAAGUUCGCUGGAAAGCUUGGUGUUCGUAUGCGCGAUGUUCAUGCUGAGAUUGAGAAAGCGCGCCGAGAUCUUGAAUCGCAAAGCUUAGAGGCUUCGUCUACCGCACAAGCUGUCACUUUCAUCACUAUAGUUCAGCAAUGCAAGAAGAAAGUGAAAGCUUGGGGACCUGAAAUGGAGACGUUCAGACAGGGUCAGACUACGCUAAGCAGACAAAGAUACCAAUUCCCUAAUGAUUGGUUGUUUGUUGAGCAGAUUGACGGGGAGUGGCAAGCCCUCAAUGAAAUCUUGGGACGAAAGAGCAAGAUUGUACAAGACCAGACUGAUGCCCUCAAGGCUAAGAUCAUUGCGGAGGACAGAGUUGUUACGGACAAGAUUACCGCGGUUGUCCAGGAGUGGAAUGAUGAGAAGCCUGUCUCCGGUACUAUUGCUCCUGAGGAUGCCUCGAGGACAUUGAGCACUUUUGAAGCUAGCCUCAACCAACUUAAGUCUGAGUCUGAGAUGGUGGCCAAGGCUAAAGAAGCUUUGGACCUGCCUGCUGGGCCGGAUAACAUUCUAGCGUCUAUUCUCGAGGAAGUGCAAGAUUUCAAAUCCGUCUGGUCCGCCCUAUCGACGAUUUGGAAGAGCCUCAAUGACCUUCGUGAUACUGUCUGGACGUCGGUAGUUCCGCGAAAGAUUCGACAAGGCCUUGACGGUCUUAUUGGUAUGACAAGAGAGAUGCCCAGUCGUAUGCGCCAGUACGCUGCGUUCGAGCAUAUCCAGAAUGUACUGAAGGUGCACGUCUCGGUUAACCCUCUUCUUUCGGAAUUGAAGAGCGAGGCUGUUAGGGAACGGCAUUGGGCCAAAAUAUUCAAGGCUCUCAAACCCAACCAACGUAUCUAUCUCACGAGUCUUAAUCUUGGACAAGUUUGGGACCUCAAUCUCAAGGCUUCAGAGGUCAUAAUCAGAGACAUUAUUGCUCAGGCUCAAGGCGAAAUGGCUCUUGAAGAAUUCGUCAAACAAGUCAGAGAAACUUGGACAAGCUAUGUGCUGGAUUUGGUGAAUUACCAAAACAAGUGCCGUUUAAUUCGCGGAUGGGACGACCUAUUUGCCAAGUGCAGCGAAAACUUGAAUUCCUUACAAGCAAUGAGGCACUCCCCCUACUACAAAGAAUUCGAAGAGGAGGCAAGUAGUUGGGAAGAUAAACUCAACAGAGUCCAUGUUCUUUUUGAUGUUUGGAUUGAUGUCCAGAGACAAUGGGUUUAUCUUGAGGGUGUCUUCACAGGCAACGCCGACAUCAAGCACUUGCUUCCAAUCGAGAGCUCCAGAUUCCAAAACAUUAACUCAGAGUUCUUUGCCGUCAUGAAAAAGGUUUACAAGAGCCCAUACGUUCUCGACGUACUCAAUAUCUCCGGUGUCCAGAAGAGUCUUGAGCGUUUGGCUGAGUUGUUGAACAAAAUCCAAAAGGCAUUGGGAGAGUACCUCGAACGAGAGCGUGUUUCAUUCCCAAGAUUCUACUUCGUUGGUGACGAAGAUCUGCUUGAGAUCAUUGGUAACAGCAAUGACACACAUCGUAUUGCGAAGCACUUCAAGAAGAUGUUUGCUGGACUGUCUGGGCUUUUACUGGACGAGGAUUCUACCAUCUUCGGGUUCACAUCGAAGGAGGGGGAAGAAGUUAGACUGAAAAAACCGAUAUCAUUGAUCAAAAUGCCAAAGAUCAACGAUUGGCUUAUGGCCCUGGAAAACAAUAUGAAGAGUACCCUCGCGGAACUAUUGGCCGAGGCGGUUGCGGAAUUUACCCCGAUGUUUGAGAGUUCUGAUUUAGACAUCGAAACGUUUAAAGAGUACAUCGAAAAGUCCCCGGCUCAAAUCGUAGUCCUAGCUACACAAGUUGUUUGGAGCAUGGCGGUCGAGCAAUGUCUGAUCAAUGGAGGCGAAGAUUUGGGUAAGCUUCAUGCCCAAGAAGUCAAGGUUCUGAAUCUAUUGGCUACAACUGUCCUUGGCGAUCUGAACCCAAUUAUGAGGAAAAAGUGCGAACACAUGAUUACAGAAUUCGUCCACCAGCGGGAUUGUAUCCAGCGUCUCAAAGACAACAACGUUACAAAUCCUCAACACUACAUCUGGCUCCUGCAAAUGAGGUAUAUGUACAAGGCUGAGGGGGAUUUCAUGUCUCGAUUGAAAAUUAAGAUGGCCAAUGCCACAUUGGAAUACGGAUUCGAAUAUCUGGGUGUUGCAGAAAGACUGGUCAGGACCCCAUUGACGGAUCGGUGCUUCUUGACAUUGACACAGGCUUUGUGUCAACGACUUGGGGGUUCUCCAUACGGCCCAGCUGGUACCGGUAAAACAGAAUCUGUCAAGGCGCUUGGUGUUCAGCUUGGACGGUUUACCUUGGUUUUCUGCUGUGAUGAUACUUUCGAUUUCCAAGCUAUGGGUAGAAUUUUCCUGGGUAUUUGUCAAGUCGGUGCCUGGGGAUGUUUCGAUGAGUUCAACCGCCUUGAGGAGCGUAUCUUGUCUGCCGUCAGCCAACAAGUUCAAAAUAUUCAGCAGGGUCUCAAGCGUGCUACUGAGGAUCCUGAGUCACAAAUUGAACUCGUUGGAAGGAACUUGAAGGUCAACGGAAAUACUGGUAUCUUCAUCACCAUGAAUCCUGGUUACGCUGGUCGUUCGAACUUGCCAGACAACCUGAAGAAAUUGUUCCGAAGUGUCGCAAUGAGUAAACCGGAUAAGGAGUUGAUUACCGAAGUCAUGCUUUACUCGCAAGGUUUCAACCAAGCCAAAGCUUUGGCUAAACAGACGGUUCCUUUCUUCGAUGAAUGUUCGAAGAAAUUGUCAAAACAGGCUCAUUACGAUUUCGGUUUACGAGCUUUGAAGAGCGUACUUGUUAGUUCUGGUGGACUCAAGAGAGCUCGACUUCAGGACACCGACUCAGAACGGUCUCAACCCGGCAGCGAGCUAAAGUGGGAAGCCCAAAUUAUUCUUCAAAGUUUGAGGGAGACCAUUGCUCCCAAGUUGAUUCGCGAAGACGUCAAUAUUAUGAGAGGCAUCGAACUUACCGCUUUCCCUGGUAUCGAGUAUGUCCCUGGCAAUCUGAAGAAGUUAGAGGAAGCUAUCACCAAAAUCGCACUGGAGCAGAAUCUGCUUGUCACCGAGACCUGGAUGACGAAAGUACUGCAACUCUACCAGAUUCAAUCUAUCCACCAUGGUGUUAUGAUGGUAGGAGAGUCCGGGUCAGGCAAGUCGUCAGCUUGGAAAGUGCUCCUGCAAGCGAUGCAACAAGUUGAAGGCGUGGAGGGCGUCUCUCAUAUUAUCGACCCGAAAGUCAUGUCAAAGGAAGCUCUCUAUGGUAGUCUGGACUCGACAACCAGAGAGUGGACUGACGGGUUAUUCACAAGCAUCCUGCGAAAGAUUGUGGACAAUCUGCGUGGUGAAGAUUCGAAGCGGCAUUGGAUCGUGUUCGAUGGCGAUGUAGAUCCAGAAUGGGUUGAGAAUUUGAACAGUGUUUUGGAUGAUAACAAGUUGUUGACCUUGCCAAAUGGUGAGCGUCUUAAUCUUCCGCCAAACGUGCGCAUCAUGUUCGAAGUUGAAACUUUGAAGUAUGCGACACUCGCCACUGUCAGUCGUUGUGGUAUGGUCUGGUUCAAUAACGACACCGUUACCGACGAAAUGAUGGUGCAACACUAUCUCAAAACUCUUUCAUCGGUCCCUUUCGAGGAUCUUGACGAGGAUAAUGUCACCACUGGACAGGCUUCCAUCAAAGCAUUGACUGUGCAAAAACAUAUGGCAUUAUUGCUUGAACAACAGCUUCUACGGGAUGGGUUUAUCACCAACGUCCUUCACGAAGCAAGCAAAUACAACCACAUCAUGGAGUUCACCGAGGCGAGAGUCCUGAACACUUUGUUCUCCCUCCUUAACAAGACUUGCAGAACGAUUAUUGAGUACAAUCUGCAACAUGUCGAUUUCCCACUCGAAGACACCCAGAUAGAGAGCUUCGUGUCAAAGAAGAUCCUACUCACUCUCGUAUGGAGCUUUACUGGAGAUUGCCCGCUCACUGACAGGCAAGCCUUCGGCGAAUAUAUCUGCGGCAGGACUACCAUCGGCCUCCCAUCUUUGGGCGAUGGCGGCUCUAUUAUUGAUUAUGAUGUCGCUCUACCCAACGGUGACUGGAUAAGCUGGCAAAACCAAGUCCCACAUGUUGAGGUCAACACGCAUUCCGUCACUCAGACCGACGUUGUUAUUCCUACCCUUGACACUGUUCGCCAUGAGGAUGUUCUAUAUUCCUGGCUUGCAGAGCAUAAGCCCCUCCUUCUCUGUGGCCCCCCUGGUUCCGGUAAAACAAUGACGCUGUUCAGUGCUCUAAGGAAGCUACCAAACAUGGAAGUUGUUGGCCUCAAUUUUUCGAGUGCAACUACGCCUGACCUUCUCAUUAAGACAUUUGAACAGUACUGUGAAUAUAGGAAGACUUUGAACGGAGUCAUCCUUUCCCCAACCCAGAUAGGUCGAUGGCUCGUCAUCUUUUGUGACGAAAUCAAUUUACCCGCACCAGAUAAAUAUGGAACGCAACGUGCUAUCUCUUUUCUACGACAGUUGGUUGAGCAGAAUGGCUUCUGGAAGACAAGUGACAAGACAUGGGUUACGCUUGACCGGAUUCAGUUUGUGGGCGCUUGUAAUCCGCCGACUGACGCUGGUCGUACCCCGAUGGGUGCCCGUUUCUUGAGCCAUGCGCCGCUUAUCAUGGUUGACUAUCCCGGAGAACUUUCACUCAUGCAAAUUUAUGGAACAUUCAAUAGUGCUGUGUUGAAGAUAAUUCCAACUCUCAGGGGUUACUCCGAAGCACUCACUAAAGCCAUGGUUACGUUCUAUUUGGAGAGUCAAAGGAGAUUCACGCCGCAGAUUCAGCCGCAUUAUGUUUACUCACCCAGAGAGUUGACUAGAUGGGUUCGAGGUGUUUACGAAGCCCUCAAGCCUCUUGAGACGUUGACACUCGAAGGGUUAGUCAGGAUCUGGGCUCACGAAGCACUCCGACUGUUCCAGGAUAGAUUGGUUGCCGAAGACGAACGAGAGUGGACCGACGACGCUGUUAAGAGGAUCGCUCUAGAGUGCUUCCCUAAUAUCGACGAAGAUAAGGCACUCAGGGGACCAAUCCUCUUCUCUAAUUGGUUGUCGAAGAACUACGUCCCUGUUGACCGUGAGCAACUUAGAGACUUCGCGCGCGCUAGAUUAAAGACAUUCUGCGAGGAAGAGGUUGAUGUUCCGCUCAUUCUCUUCAAUGAUGUUUUGGAACACGUCCUGAGAAUUGACCGAGUGUUCAGGCAACCGCAAGGUCACUUGAUUCUGAUCGGCGUCAGUGGUAGUGGAAAGACGACGCUAUCUCGCUUUGUUGCUUGGAUGAAUGGCCUUAAAGUCUUCCAAAUCAAAGUGCACGGCAAAUACUCCGGUGAAGACUUCGACGAAGACCUGCGGGAUGUACUACGACGUUGUGGUUGCAAGGGCGAGAAGAUCUGUUUUAUCAUGGACGAGGCUAAUGUCCUUGAUUCUGGUUUCCUGGAGCGAAUGAACACACUUCUUGCCAAUGCAGAAGUUCCCGGUCUUUUCGAGGGUGACGAUUUUGCGGCCCUAAUGACAGCAUGCAAGGAAGGUGCUCAAAAACAAGGUCUGCUUCUUGACUCCCAAGAAGAGUUGUACAAGUGGUUCACUCAACAGAUUGUCAAGAAUCUCCAUGUUGUGUUCACAAUGAACCCGCCUCAGGGAGGCCUCGCAUCCAAAGCGGCUACAUCUCCUGCGCUUUUCAAUCGUUGUGUGCUCAACUGGUUCGGUGAUUGGAGUGACCAGGCCUUCUAUCAGGUUGGUACAGAGCUCACGCAUGGCCUCGAUCUUGACCAUGCAGGGUACAGUGCACCAUCAAGUAUUCCUGUGGCUUACAGAGGAUUGAGCUUGCCACCUUCGCAUCGCGAGGCUGUCAUCAAUGCCAUGGUUUAUAUUCAUCACUCAAUGCACCAGUUCAACGCUAAGUUACUGAAGCAACAGGGCAAGAUGACCUUCCUUACCCCACGUCACUUUUUGGAUUUCGUGGCGCAAUAUGUUAAGCUCUACAAGGAGAAACGAGAAGACCUUGAAGAACAACAAAGACAUUUGAACGUUGGUCUUGACAAACUUAAGGAUACUGUUGAGAAGGUCUCAGAUCUGAGGAAGAGCCUGGCAGAGAAGCAAGGUCAAUUAGAGAGAAAGAGUGCAGAAGCCAACGAAAAGCUUCAACGCAUGGUUGCUGAUCAACAAGAAACCGAGAAAAAGCGUGCUGAAUCCCUCAAAGUCCAAGCCGCUUUGGAGGUCCAAGAGAAAGAGGUUGCAGAGAGAAAGGAAAUUGUGCUGGCUGACCUUGCCAAAGCCGAACCCGCUGUCAUUGAAGCCCAAAAGAGUGUUAGCAACAUCAACAGAAAGCAGCUUACCGAAGUCAGAUCUAUGGCAAAUCCACCGCAGGGUGUGCAACUAGCUAUGGAAGCCGUCUGCUCUAUGUUGGGACAACGGGCGGAUAGCUGGAAGAGUAUCCAACAAAUUAUCCGUCGUGAAGACUUCAUCCCAAGCAUCGUUAGCUUUGACAACGAGAAGAUGAUGACCAAGAGCUUGAGGGCCAAGAUGCAAACAGAUUACCUAUCAAAGCCCAACUUUACCUUUGAGAUCGUCAACAGAGCUUCUCGAGCUUGUGGUCCUCUAGUACAAUGGGUUGAGGCGCAAGUCAAUUACAGUGAGAUUCUGGAUAGAGUUGGACCUUUGAGAGACGAGGUCGCAGAAUUGGAGCAAAAGGCAGAGGAAACCAAGGAGAAUGCCUCUGCUAUGAUGGAAAUGAUUAAGAGCCUAGAAGAGAGUAUUGCACGAUACAAGGAGGAGUAUGCAGCUCUUAUCAGUGAGACACAAGCCAUCAAAACGGAAAUGUCGAAGGUUCAAUUUAAAGUCGAUCGUAGCGUCAAGUUGCUUGAUAGCUUGUCUUCCGAAAGAGUCCGCUGGGAUGAGAGUAGCAGAUCCUUCGAAACGCAAAUAGGUACUUUGGUUGGUGAUGUGCUCCUCUCCUCUGCCUUUUUGGCAUACAGUGGUCUCUACGACCAACAAUUCCGAAAGUACAUGCUUGAGGAAUGGAUGAAUCAUCUUCAAUUGUCUGGUAUCGAGUACAAACAGCAUAACCCAGUUACCGGAUACCUCUCGUCUGCCGACGAACGGUUGCAUUGGCAAGAGAAUUCUCUCCCUGUCGAUGACCUUUGCACAGAGAACGCGAUUAUUCUCAAGCGAUUCAACAGAUACCCACUCAUCAUCGAUCCAUCUGGAAGAGUAACAGACUUCUUAUCUAACUCUAAUAAGGAAAGAAAGCUCACGAUUACAAGCUUCCUCGACGAUUCAUUUACCAAACAACUUGAGAGUUCUCUGCGUUUCGGUAAUCCGAUUUUAAUUCAAGAUGCGGAACAUUUGGAUCCCAUCUUAAAUCACGUUUUGAAUAAGGAGUACCAAAAAACUGGCGGUCGUGUUUUGAUCCAACUCGGCAAGCAGGAGAUCGACUUUUCGCCUGCAUUCAAGUUGUAUUUGUCGACUCGUGAUCCAUCAGCUUCCUUCCCGCCAGACAUUUGCAGCCGUACAACGUUUGUCAAUUUUACCGUCACGAAGAGCAGUUUACAAACUCAGACACUCAACCAAGUCUUGAAGUUCGAGCGACCCGAUGUGGAUCAACGACGAAGCAAUUUGAUGAAGCUACAGGGCGAGUUCAAGUUGCAUCUCCGAAAGUUAGAAAAGAGCCUUUUGCAGGCAUUGAACGAGAGCAGAGGCAAUAUCUUGGACGACGAUCGUGUCAUUGAUACCCUCGAAACUUUGAAGAGGGAAGCAGCCGAGGUUUCCAACAAGAUGGCUGAAACUGAGGGUGUCAUGAGCGAGGUGGAGUCGAUUACCAAAAAAUACGAAAUUAUCGCGAAAGCUUGCAGCUCCGUUUUUGCCGUCCUAGAGCACCUACAUCAUCUCAACCACUUUUACCAAUUCUCGCUUCAAUAUUUCUUGGAUAUCUUCCAUGCUGUUCUUUACGGGAACAAACGCCUAGCAGACGAGAAAGACUACAAUGCACGAAUUCAAAUUAUCUUACGAGACUUGUUCAUCACAACCUACCAGCGUACUUCGCUUGGUCUAUUGCAGAAAGAUCGUGUCACGUUUGCUAUGCUGCUCUCUCAAGCCUCGCAUUAUGUCUUUGAUCGUGGAAUGAUUGAUAUUCUGCUUGAUGACAAUGUUGCCGGAAUCGAUGUCUCCAGCGAACCUGAUAGGCGCGAAGAGGCUCUUAAGAAGGCAAGCAGUCUACCACUGUUCGAAGGUUAUCUCGCAAAUGUCACACAGGAUGAUUGGGAAAGGUUUUUCGGAGAGGAGAAAGCAGAAGAUCAUGUUCCAGUACUAUGGGAUGAGAAGACCUCCGAGUUGGACAGGUCGUUGAAACGCCUCAUCAUGGUUAAACUUUGUCGUCUUGAUAGACUUGUCCCUGCUGCGGAAUCAUUCGUCGCAAAUGUCUUUGGCAAGGAAAUUUUGGACGCUACUGGAGACUUGAGCGAUGUGGUGAAGCAAGUGUCCGCUACUACUCCCAUUGCUCUUUCGUCUUCGCCUGGUUUCGAUGCAAGUUACAAGGUCGACAACCUCGUUCAGCAAGUCGGCGCGAACUGCCUCAAUAUUGCCAUGGGCUCCAAUGAAGGUCUCGCAAUGGCCGACAAAGCCGUCAGCAGCGCCGCAUCCGUUGGAUCCUGGGUUCUUAUCAAGAACGUGCACCUUACUCCUGGAUGGCUUCAAUCUCUUGAGAAACGCCUCGAUGCACUCAAGCCACAUCCUGAUUUCAGAUUGUUUUUGUCUAUGGAGUCGUCGCCUAAGAUUCCAGUUAACUUGAUCCGUGCAUCAAGAGUCUUGAUGUUCGAACAACCGGCUGGUGUUCGUGCCAAUAUGAGAGACUCGCUGGGCACUCUUGCCAACCGAAAGAGCAACCAGCCAAUUGAGAAGGCCAGAGUUUACUUGCUUCUUUCCUUCUUGCACGCCAUUGUGCAAGAGAGACUACGAUAUGCACCUACAUUGGGAUGGAAGGGUUUCUGGGAGUUCAAUGAUAGCGACUACGAAUGCUCUGCAUUCAUCAUCGAUACCUGGAUUGAAGCAGUCGCCCAAAACAGAUCAAAUGUGGCGCCUACUAAGCUCCCUUGGCCAAUGAUCCGUUACCUCGUCACAGAAACCUACGGUGGCAAGAUUGAUGAUGAGUCAGACUUCAACCUACUCAGAUCGCUCGUUGAAACAGUCUUCACUCCAGCUGCGUUUGAGACGGACCAUAAACUCGUCGCUGGUGAGAACCCGCUACUUGUCCCUGAUGGUAGUGGGAUUGAUCAGUUCAAGGCCUGGGUCAAUGGAUUGCCAGAAAGAGAGCCACCAACAUGGCUCGGAUUGGGGGCGAACAGCGAGAAGUUGUUGCUUGUGGGGUAUGGCAAGAGGAUGGUUGGACAACUUGGGACAGUUACAGAGUUAUUGGAGGAAGGGGAAUCUGUUGGUGAGGCUGCACCCGCAGCUUAA